Molecule: messenger RNA, 1297 nt
Organism: Trichosurus vulpecula (common brushtail)
Lineage: Eukaryota; Metazoa; Chordata; Mammalia; Diprotodontia; Phalangeridae
Gene: BDKRB2
Product: bradykinin receptor B2
Exons: 1
Coding region: 13-1125 (370 amino acids)
Biological process (GO): neutrophil chemotaxis; immune response; vasoconstriction
Cellular component (GO): membrane
Molecular function (GO): bradykinin receptor activity
Source: RefSeq, a predicted model, not a curated record
UUCAGUGCUAAAAUGCUCAACAGCACACAAGAAGUCCUUCAACCUGGAAGUAAUGAAUCAUUAUUCAACAAGACUGAGAACAUCCAGUGUUAUCAUGCUGAAUUCUGGAAUUGGUUCAACGUAAUCCAGGCCCCCUUCCUCUGGAUCAUCUUUGUGUUGGUCAUAGUUGAAAACGUGUUCGUUCUCAGUGUCUUCUGUUUGCACAAAAGCAGUUGCACGGUGCCUGAGAUUUACCUGGGAAACUUAGCCGCUGCUGACCUCAUUUUGGGUUUUUGCCUCUCUUUCUGGGCUGUUGCCAUCACCAACAACUACCACUGGCCAUUCGGGGAGGUGCUUUGUAAAGUGGUGAACUCCUUUGUGUACAUGAACUUGUAUUGCAGCAUUUUUUUCUUGAUGUUGGUCAGUAUUGAUCGCUACCUGGCUCUGGUGAAAACCAUGUCUGUGGGUCGAAUGCGUGGGACCCGCUACGCCAAAUGCUACAGCUUCAUCAUAUGGUUUUUCACAAUGCUAGUGAGCUCUCCGAUGGUGGCUUUCCGUGCCCUAAAGGACUAUGAUGAGGAAGGCCACAACGUCACUGUUUGUCUCUUAGUCUAUCCAUCCCUCAAUUGGGCAAUCUUCACCAAUAUUCUCCUGAACAUUGUAGGCUUUGCACUGCCCCUGUGCAUCAUCUGUUUCUGCUCUGUGAAAAUCAUCCGUGUUCUGCAGAACAAUGAAAUGCAAAAGUUCAAGGAGAUUCAGACAGAGAAGAAGGCUGCCAUCCUUGUCCAGGUGGUCCUUCUGCUCUUCAUCAUCUGCUGGCUCCCUUUCCAGGUUAGCACAUUGAUGGAUACCCUCUUUCGACUAGACCUUAUCUCAGGUUGUCAGGCUGAAAUUAUUAUCGAUGUGUUUACACAGAUAGGAACAUAUAUUGGUUAUAGUAACAGCUUCCUGAACCCUCUGGUAUAUGUUUUUGUGGGGAAAAGAUUCCGGAAGAAAUCCAAGGAGGUCUACAAGGAAUGGUUCAAGAUUGGGUGGUGUCAAUCAGACUCAAUCCAAACACAAAAUUCAAUGAGCACUUUGAGGACCUCCAUAUCAAUGGACCGGCAGAUAAACAAACUGCAUAGGUAUCGGGAGGGUAGUCAAUAAUUUGUUCUAUUUUAUUUUUAAAAGACUGUAAAACUAUGGCCUCAGAGCCAUUCUCAAUAUGUACCAGCUACAGUUGGGGUCAGGCCACACCAAGGGCCAGUAGAAAAGCUUUCACUUUUCUGGAGAUGCAGAGCAGUGAAGAGAGGGGAGUAGCAACUGUUCACCUAACUUU